AGAAUGCGGAUUGAAGAGAAAUAUUGUAGAAUCUCCAAAACCAUGAGAUUGAUGAUAAUGUGAGUCACCAUUAACAGUUAUUUUUCCUCCGUUUUCCCAGAGAAUUGGGUGAAAAACCUCAGUAGUUGCAAAUUUGAGCUCCUUGUUUCAAUUGAACAAGGGCAUGGUCCUGGCUAUGGCCUCCAUUUUGAAGCCACCGCCUCUUGUGCCCCUUCACUCCCUAAAUCCAAACCUCCUCAACGCUUCACCAGUGAUCGUAUGUUUUCGUACGCACCCCAUGACGUCGUUUCACCAAUCCAUUCGUGCCCUAAAAACUGGCCCUGAAGGCAGUAGAAUUCGAAGCCACGAAGAAUAUAGUUCCGAUUUGCUGCGAAAACCGGUUGUUCCGCCGGCGAUUGACCUGGCUACCGCAUCGGAGGAUUACAACAGCAGUGAGGAGAGUGGAAACGGAGACGAGGAGGAAGAGGAAUGGGUUGACUGGGAGGACAGGAUUCUGGAGGAGACUGUUCCUCUAGUUGGCUUUGUUAGGAUGGUUCUUCACUCUGGAAAAUAUGAAAGUGGGGAUAGGUUGACCCCAGAGCACGAGAAGACAAUUCUUGAUCGGUUGCUUCCAUAUCAUCCCGAGUGUGAGAAGAAGAUUGGAUGUGGGAUUGAUUAUAUCACGAUUGGAUAUCAUCCGAAUUUUGAAAGGUCAAGAUGUUUAUUCAUAGUCAGAAAAGAUGGAGAGUUAGUUGAUUUUUCGUAUUGGAAGUGCAUGGAGGGUCUGAUCAGAAAAAACUAUCCUCUUCAUGCAGAAAGCUUUAUUCUUCGGCAUUUUCAGCGACGUAGACGCCAUUUUUUUCGGUAAUGAAUGCAAGAUCUGUUAAUCAUACUAUUGUAUCAUCCAAUUUCAGGAAUUCUUUGAAUUUCGAAGAAUGAAAUUAACCUACUACGCUUGUGUGGUUCUCGUGUUUAAUGAUUUGAAAUGCGCGAAUCAAGAAGAAUAUAGGCUGAAUGUAGACUCUUGCUCGAGGAAGGUGCUAGCAAAAUUCAAUAUUCGAGUCCUAACAGUUACCUCCAGUCCAGUUUUUGCUUAGUCUAUAGUGGUUAACUGGUUAGCUACAUUCCCUCGCUCUCUCUUUAGCAGGAAUAUAUGCUCAAGAUCCUUUGAACCUUGUAGCAUUUUGUAGUUUGGCCGGUAUGUAUUAAAACUCUAUUGAAUUGGCAUCAAGAACCCUUAAAUUCUGUAUGGAGUUCAUAUAUUAUGUUAUUGUGAGUAAGAAAAAAAUACAAUGGCGCCCAAAUGGGCAUAUUCUUGUA
Molecule: messenger RNA, 1299 nt
Organism: Cucurbita pepo subsp. pepo (vegetable marrow)
Lineage: Eukaryota; Viridiplantae; Streptophyta; Magnoliopsida; Cucurbitales; Cucurbitaceae
Product: protein DCL homolog, chloroplastic
Biological process (GO): chloroplast rRNA processing; chloroplast organization
Cellular component (GO): chloroplast
Source: RefSeq, a predicted model, not a curated record